Molecule: messenger RNA, 1299 nt
Organism: Penicillium pulvis
Lineage: Eukaryota; Fungi; Ascomycota; Eurotiomycetes; Eurotiales; Aspergillaceae
Exons: 3
Coding region: 1-1299 (432 amino acids)
Biological process (GO): reciprocal meiotic recombination
Source: RefSeq, a predicted model, not a curated record
AUGAUUCAUUCAAUGCCAUCCAAUAUUGCUUCUCAGGUAACCCGUCUCCCACUCACCAAGUUCUCUCAUACAACCACCACCAUCAACCAUAGCGUUCCUUUAUCGUGGACUCAUGUUAAUGGAGAAGGUGAUCUCGUCUGUAUCCUGGAACAGAUUCCUGGGGAGCACUCUGUUCCGCCAAGACUCAUCCUGAGAGUGGCUCGGAAUGAUGGCAUAUUGAUUCGGCGAUUUCAGAUCAAAUUCUCACGAAACACCGAUUACUUCGCUGCCCUUGCUCUUCUAAGCGGCAUCAACUGCCCGUUGGUAGAAGGAAGUACAUCAAUGCUGCAACCACGGAGGCCGCCUUCAUCCGCAUCAUGGUCAUCAUUCCAAGCGCCAACCUCUGCGUCGAAGGAGGCAAGUACUACGGUGACCUCAGACAUUGAUACCACAAUUCCGUUUUUCCCUAUGCCAGGAUGUUUACCCAGUGAAAAGACAACGCCUAACCCCCCAUCCUCGUCAUCGAGCGCCAUCUAUAAUUUAGUUGGACAAACCGCGCCUAUUAUCCAAAAUCCAUUCGAGUCCACGACAACCCUUCGACCAAACCAGCAGGCUCCCUCGUUAUACUCCAAGCAAAAAGGCUGUGAGUUUCCCAAGAACCGCCCUACAACUGCGCCGGCCUAUCAUGGUGACCAACUCGAACAAAUGCUACCUCCAAAAAGGGACCUUCCUUUCCUUAAGCCAAGUCAGAAAAGGUCUCUAGGGGGAGAAACUGCAACGUCAUUGCCCUCACAGUCUGCAUCAACAAACCAGCCGCUAAUUGAAACCUUCAAUGGCGAGCAACUGCUCCCAUUGGCGGCUCAUGAAACUAUUUCGAUGCCUCGUGAUUCUCAAACCUCCGACUCGCGGUCUCAGUCUCAGUCCCAGUCCCGGUCUCUAGUCCCAACACAGCCCCUCCUCGACAUUGUUCAGAUGGAGCCUCUCCCUUCACAGCCUCAAGCUUCUCAACCGGACUCAUAUUUCAACCUGGAUCCUGUCAGUAAGCAAGCAAGAAUUGGACCCGAGCAUGAGAGUGUUGCAUCUGCGGAAUGUGGCCUUGGGGGUGUGGGCAAUAGCAACAGCAUUGCGCAGCGUAAAUUGACACAGUCGACGACUAUCUCGGAGGAUCAGUUGUCUGCUUACCUUGGCUCACCGACACCUGAGAGGACUGCUUUCCUAGAAAAUUGGAUGUGCGAGCUAAUUGAAGACGAUGGGUUCAUGGCUCUAUGUCAGGAUGUUGAGGUGACAUGGCGGCGGUUUGCAUUUGGAAUUAGGAAGUAG